Capsicum annuum is the source of this 525-nucleotide messenger RNA. Its product is annotated as tropomyosin-like. NCBI's taxonomy places the organism in Eukaryota, Viridiplantae, Streptophyta, Magnoliopsida, Solanales, Solanaceae. The coding region runs from base 1 to 525 and encodes 174 amino acids. The transcript has 3 exons. The record is from RefSeq and is a predicted model, not a curated record.
AUGAGCAUGAGAAAGAAUACAUUUGGAGGAACGACGAAAUCAAGGGACCAAUUAGAGGGUGUUCGACGAGAUUUGAAGGUUGCUAAUGAUGAAGUUAAUACGAGGAACGAAGAAAUCAAUGGAUUGAAAGACCAAUUGGAGGGUGUUCAAGAAGAGUUGUCUGCAGAGGUUGAGAAAGUUCAUAAACUGAAGGGUGAUUUGAAGGCUGCUAAUGAUGAAGGUGAUUUGAAGGCUGCUAAUGAUGAAGUUAAUGCGAAAAACGAAAAAAUCAAUGAAUUGAGGGACCAAUUGGAGGGUGUUCAACGAGAUUUGUCUGCAGAGGUUGGGAAAGUUCAUCAACUGAAGGGUGAUUUGAAUAGAGCUAAUAAUAAAGUUCAUACUUUAGAUGAACAAGUGAAAGAUCUUAAAGAACAAUUAAAAGCUAAGUUGACCCCAGCAGAGAAUGAAGCUAAGUAUUUGGAGGGAAGAGCAGCUGUUUUGAGGAAAGAGAUCGAAGAGUCUGCUAAGAAUAUGAAACACCCUUAA